Nymphaea colorata (pocket water lily) is the source of this 682-nucleotide messenger RNA. RefSeq lists its product as uncharacterized. The transcript is spliced from 4 exons. The record is from RefSeq and is a predicted model, not a curated record. The coding region runs from base 292 to 627 and encodes 111 amino acids. NCBI's taxonomy places the organism in Eukaryota, Viridiplantae, Streptophyta, Magnoliopsida, Nymphaeales, Nymphaeaceae.
GGCUUUCUCAUCUCUUUCUCGAUAGGGGCUACCAUGUUGUCUCUCUUUUUCUCUUCUCUCCCUCUCGCUUUGACGACUGCUCUUCUGCCUGACCUGCAAAUCUCAUCCGGCCUCCGAAUGGCAACUCGCUUCAUUAGGUUACUUCGGUGAGGCGCUCGAUUGGGGCCUCCCAUAAGUCUCUUUCUCUCUCCCGCAUGCUCUUGCGCCCAUCAGGUCAGUAUUGCCAGCGAGACGCCGUCUGACCGAAGCCCCCCUUCCUUCUUUCUCCCCGCUAGCUCCCCCCUUUCUUGGAUGGCAGAAACCCUUUUUUCCUCACUUUUGGCACUUGAUGCUCCAUCACUCGUGCGUGAGCUGCCGAGGGGACAUCCAAUGCUGGAGACAGCGUCGUUCCUCUUUGUUCAACGCAAGAGACAUUUCAUGUCUAGUGACUGGGACCUGCACAGACUUGUGCAGGAAAGUGGAUUCGCAUUUGGCAGAUUGGAAGAGGAAGCUUCUUUCAUUCUCUGGCAGGGUUUUUUGGGUACACCAGCACGUCGAUUAGAUCUUAAGCGACAAGAUUUGAAGCUCGAGGCAUUUUGGGUAUUUUGGCGACGCGAUAGUUUUGAUGGACCCAGGGCAGCAAGUUGAUCAGAUGGCUGAACUCACAUCCUACUGAAAAGAUUUUGAGUCUAUUGUAGUGCCG